This is a messenger RNA of Brassica napus (rape), 640 nucleotides long. Its product is annotated as flowering-promoting factor 1-like protein 2. The record is from RefSeq and is a predicted model, not a curated record. Gene Ontology annotation, biological process: regulation of flower development; vegetative to reproductive phase transition of meristem. The transcript has a single exon. The coding region runs from base 92 to 427 and encodes 111 amino acids. NCBI's taxonomy places the organism in Eukaryota, Viridiplantae, Streptophyta, Magnoliopsida, Brassicales, Brassicaceae.
AUCUAUCUCAUAAUUAAACACCAACACAAUCGGUCUACUCUCUCUCUCUUUCUUUACACAUAACAAAAGCUAGAACUCUUUUUGUGAGACCAUGUCAGGCGUCUGGGUGUUCAAAAACGGAGUUAUACGUCUAGUAGAAAACCCAUACCAGUCCGGUGGAGUGACGCAUGGCCGGAGGAAUGUCUUGGUUUACUUGCCCACCGGUGAAGUAAUCUCCUCUUACUCGUCACUCGAACAGAUCCUAAUGAGUCUCGGGUGGGAGAGAUACUUCAGUGGAGACUCAGAUCUCAUCCAAUACCACAAACGUUACUCCAUCGACCUUAUCUCCUUACCAAGAGACUUCUCCAAGUUUAACUCUGUUUACAUGUACGACAUCGUCAUCAAGAACCCUAACACCUUCCACGUCCACGUCCGUGAUUUCCACUGAAAUCUACGUAUUUUAAUUCUCGACGAAUCGGUUUAGUUUGCGUUUGUUUUGUUCCAACCGAGAAAUUCCAGACAUAAACUCAUAUGGAAUCUGAAGUAAUCAUGUCAAAUAACGUACUGGUCAAAAGAGAAGAUGUGUGAGCUGUAGGAAAUUUAUUUUACUAGGAAAACUGAUAUUUGUAAAGAAUAAUAAUAACAUAAAUUAAAAUUUCAA